Molecule: messenger RNA, 744 nt
Organism: Zymoseptoria tritici IPO323
Lineage: Eukaryota; Fungi; Ascomycota; Dothideomycetes; Mycosphaerellales; Mycosphaerellaceae
Exons: 5
Coding region: 73-744 (223 amino acids)
Biological process (GO): L-cysteine catabolic process
Molecular function (GO): ferrous iron binding; cysteine dioxygenase activity
Source: RefSeq, a predicted model, not a curated record
CGCCAACAACAGUUGCGAUCUCUCAAUAUUCUUGACCGUCACAACAUCGUUCAAUACCCGUCCACCUUCAGCAUGGAUCCUUCACAAGAUAUGUCUCAUGCUGUAGAGAAACCCGCGUCGAUCCACGACAGUGCAAGAGGCUCGGUGGAGCCGGAAAUGUUGGACGACUUUCAUCGUCUGGUCCAAGAUGUAUCCACAGUCCUGGGUCCCAGCAACGGAAUCGACAGCGAAGGAGUCGACGUCGAAGAACUCAAGCGUCUCAUGUCCUCCUACCAAAGCCAGGAGCACGACUGGGACCGGUAUGCAUUCCCAGACGCCUCCCGAGGAUACACACGAAACUUGGUGUCGAACAUCAACGGCAAAGCCAACUUGCUCCUCCUCGUCUGGACACCCGGUAAAGGGAGUCCCAUUCACGACCAUGCCAAUGCGCACUGCGUCAUGAAGAUCCUGAAGGGUCGCUUGACGGAAACCGUCUACGCAUGGCCAUGUGAGGAUCCAGCCAACCCGACGGCUUUCACCAAGGAGACGAUGUAUGCGACAGAUCAGGUCACCUACAUGUCUGAUAGCAUUGGCUUGCAUCGAAUUAGAAAUCCUAGCAACGAGGAGUUCGCUGUCAGUCUGCACUUGUACACGCCUCCCAAUGCCGCGAAGCACGGUUGUCACAUCUUCGAUCCCAGGACUGGUCAGAAGUCGCAUGUCGCUCAAUGUCACUUCUACUCAGAGUACGGAGUCAAGACGGCUUGA